AUAGCUCCACCUGUCAAUCUUCGCUCGCUCUCGAAGGCAGCUUCUCCGUUACAGUACGAAGUUCCAGGAUAUCUCGUGCUGACCACUAUUGAGAGCUGUCAAUCAUUCAUUCGCUCCUAACCGUCUGGCAGUGUGACGUCGCCGUACUGACCGCUCUACCUGUCAAUCAUUCCUCCAGGGCGAGCGUAAGAAAAAAUCUCAGGGCUGAUGUGCGCGUGAAACGACUGCUGUCCACAAUGCUGUGUAUCGAGACGUAGCAUCAGGUGAGGAUAACAACACUCUACGUGCUUGAACGUUUUAGUAACACGGAGGGAAAUAAACAAGAAGCAUGGAUAAACGCGACAAGAACGCAAAAAAAGAUUCGGGGAAGUCUACUAAACGCACAGGGAAACUGUUCCGGAGGAAAUCGUUUAAAUCUGUGGAAAGUUUGGUGAGUAGGAUCUUGAAAAGUUUGGGAAGCUUGGCUAGCGGUGGGGAAACAACCGAACGGUCAGAUGCAGAGGAUGAUGAUGGUGGGUUUGGAGAAAGCGCACCUUGCGCUGGAAACUCGGGACAUGUGAAAAUAGAGGACAGUGGCAGCCAAGUGAGGAAAAGUUCCUCUCUUCCAUGCCGUUCCUCCGCGAAAGAACGACUGUUUUCGCUGUACGGGGACAAAACGCCAGGCGCGUUGGGUCUGAAGAACCACGGGAACACCUGCUUCAUGAACGCCGUCGUGCAGUGCUUGAGCAACACGGACAUGCUCUCAGAAUAUCUGGGUUUGGAGCGAUAUAAACUGGAUCUGUGUCACAGGGGAAUGAACGGAUUUAUCAUGGAUGAGAACGGUCAGCACGAGAGAGGAGAAGUUACGGAACGGCUCGCGUCUUUGGUCCGAGCGCUUUGGACUUUUCAAUACACACCUCAACUCUCGGCUGAGUUUAAGAUGACCGUAUCUAAAUAUGGUGCUCAAUUUCGGGGGAAUUCACAGCAUGACGCUUUGGAAUUCCUGCUCUGGCUUCUGGACCGCCUCCAUGAGGACGUCAACUCAUCUUCAACCGUGCCCAAUGGAAAUAACAGAAGCAAAUCAACUGGCAAGGGUCCAGAAGGAGGGGAUGUAAAGCCCACCUCUGAUACCCUGACCCCACCACAGGCACAGCCUGAUGUACGUCACAGCUUUGUACAGGAGCACUUCCAGGCACAAUACAAGUCAUCUCUGACAUGCCCACAUUGUCUAAAGCAGAGCAACACGUUUGAUCCUUUUCUUUGCAUUUCUCUUCCCAUUCCUCUAAGACAGACGAGACCAGUGUGUGUGACUUUGGUGUUUAGCAGUAAAGGGCAGCGGUAUCUGAGAGUGGGGCUCGCUGUGCCUCUCUUCGGCUCUUUGGCAUGCCUGCGCAGGAUGGUGGCGGAUGAGGGCAAGAUCUCUCCUGAUCAGGUAAUAUUGACAGAGAUCUACACAACAGGAUUCAAGCGCUCAUUCUUUGAUGACGAUGACUUGACCAGCAUCGCAGAGAGUGACGUCAUCUAUGCCUUCCAAGCCCCGCCCCUUUACAUCAGGGGUGGAUCUGCACGAAUCUCAGGGUUCCACCACAGUCUUCCGUCCUCUCUGUACACCUCGUCUGGGCCGGCGGGUCACAGACUGGCUGCGUCCGGAGCGCUGUCCUCUGAGUUCCUGAACCAGGCCGAUGGGAUGGUGAAGAUCUUGCUGUUGGUGUGUAAUGCAGCCGGAGCAGGACAGCAGGCAGUGAGAUUUGGCCCUCCGUUUCUGAUGAGAGAGGACAGAUCAGUGUCGUGGGACCAGCUACAGCAGAGCAUCCUCAGUAAACUCUACUAUCUAAUGAUCAACGGAUCACAGGCACAUAAUUUCAGGGUGUUGUUCAAGAUUCGUGUUGUUGGAGGAUCAGCAUCUUAUAGCUACUUAAAUCCUCAAGACGGGCGGCCGCUUUAUCACCCUGCAGUGGACAGAGCUCUAAAGCUGUGCGGCUCAGGUGGACCUCCACAUGUGAAGCUCAUUGUUGAGUGGGAGCACAGAAUCAAAGACUGUCUGUUUGGUAAUAUCCAGGAGGAGGUGGUGAAGGACUCGGAAAGCGUCCGUGCUCAACAACAACACCACGUUCAGCAGCACAGCUGCACCCUGGAUGAGUGCUUUGAGCUGUACACCAAAGAAGAACAACUGGCCCCUGACGAUGCAUGGAAGUGCCCUCACUGUAAGCAGCUGCAGCAGGGCACAGUGCAGAUGAGCUUGUGGACCCUCCCAGACCUCCUCAUUCUUCACCUCAAACGCUUCCGACAGGUGGGAGAGCGGCGUAACAAGCUCUCUACGCUGGUCCACUUCCCCCUCAUGGGCCUUGCUAUGGGCCGCCAUGUGGUCAAGAGGAGCAACUGUGUCCGUCCACCGCAUGGCUGGAAACAACAGGCCCAUCACAGGCCUGAAGCCAGCCGACACUCACUCGACUUCCUAUACGACCUGUACGCUGUGUGUAACCAUCAUGGAGGCAUGCAUGGAGGCCACUACACAGCAUACUGCAGGAACUCAGUGGACGGUCAGUGGUACGCCUACGAUGACAGCACUGUUGAGCCGGUGCCUGAGGGAGAAGUGUGCACUCGUGGUGCUUAUAUCCUGUUCUAUCAGAGACGUGAUGCCAUUCCAUCCUGGUCAGCAAACUGCUCACUACAAGGUUCCUCCAGCGUCUCUAUAUCAGAUCACUGGCUCAUCCGAUUGAAUGCAGACAACCGGAUUUCCAAUUCAACUAGCAAGCUGUCCAAUUCAUCUUCAGCUCCUGAGCCCCAAACACCGCACGUUCCUGUCAUCCAUGAGCCUCUAAAUGAAGAUAAUGGUGUAGUUGAGCCGACGCCAUUUGUACGGAGCGUCCGGGGUCACAGCAUGAGUAUGCGCUACCACUCAAAAUCCAAGACAGGCCCAAGCAAAGUUCUUCCACUGCGCUGGUCAUUUGCUUCUAAGGAACGCAGAAAGCCCUCCAGCGUAGCUCCACAAUUGGCAAACGACGAGCUGGUGGAGUACCUUGAGUCUGGCCGGCGGCCUCGAUGUACCAAGGAGCCCAUAGUCAGCAUCGUGGCUAGUCCUUCACAGGUCAAAGCCCAGCUUCGUGAGGACGAUUCCCUGAGUUCCCCCAGCUGUAGCAGUAGUCUCAACGGUGUGGAGCGAAGUAGCUAUCGAGAUCCGGAUUCGCCCAGGCUACCCGAAGGCCAGAGCAGACCAGCAUCAGACCUUAAUGGUAUCAGUUGCGAUGGUUCAUGGGCCAAAAGCAGCUCAACAGCAACCAGGCAGGAGCACGAAAGGACUCAAGGAAGCAAGUCGCUUCAAGGUUCCCCUACUGCACUCCCCAAUGGCACUAGCAACAGUGCAUCUCAUUCCAGAGACUCUACGUUGAAACGGCUCCGGAACCAGGCGGCUGCAGCUAGCAGGAUUCCUACCAGCCAAAUGCUGACGGCCACUGAGGAAAGCAGGAGUAAAGAUGUUGUCCUUCCCGCCAUCAGCAAGGAGGUGGGUCACGGAAAAACGCUUUCCAGUAAGAGCUUGAUCAAACUCUCUCUAUCCAACGGCACUCUGAAUGGGAAGGGAGUCGAGUCGAGGAAAUCCGGUACUUCUCACAAGAGUGCCAAAAAAAUGGUUAGUAGCAGAGAAAACCAGGUUUGUUCAAGCACAGCUAAUAUAAAACGCGCCCACAGCUCAUCCAGUAUUCAGAGCAGGCUUGAUAUGACUUUGAAAAGGACGUCGUCUCUCCAAAGAAAUAGUACGUUGGUGCCGACCCCCCAUAAAGGACUUACGGUUGAUAAAUCCUCCUAUGCAACACUACAGCGAAUCAGAUACAGCAGCACUUCACUUGGACGACAGAGACCUGUGCCCGAGUCCUGCUUCUGACUGGUUUCUCCUUGACAGUGGGAAAUGGUGUUUGUAUAUAUGUUUUAUGCAUCUGGCAACGCUUAAAAACUACACACUAUUGCUGUACUAUUGCUCUUUUCCUAAACCUAGUAAGGAUUGUGUGCACCUUGUUUUUGCCAAAUUCUAGGCAGCAGGUACCCAAUGUUGAAAACAGUUGUGCUACUUAGUUACAGCUUGAUUGGAAAGGAGGCAGUAUGUUCCUCUCACGUCACCUGUAUUGAAAUCAAUUGCAAGUUGAGUCUCCCAUUUGUAUGACAGUUUCAGCCAAUGUAGACAGAGCAUCCAAAUUGUUUCUAAUACAAUAAAUGCUGCCUUAG
Rhinichthys klamathensis goyatoka is the source of this 4197-nucleotide messenger RNA. RefSeq names its product ubiquitin specific peptidase 43b (gene usp43b). Bases 329 to 3859 code for a protein of 1176 amino acids. Gene Ontology annotation, molecular function: cysteine-type deubiquitinase activity. The record is from RefSeq and is a predicted model, not a curated record. Gene Ontology annotation, biological process: protein deubiquitination. Lineage: Eukaryota; Metazoa; Chordata; Actinopteri; Cypriniformes; Leuciscidae. The transcript has 15 exons.